Hippocampus comes (tiger tail seahorse) is the source of this 1999-nucleotide messenger RNA. It is a transcript of the gene stc1, whose product is annotated as stanniocalcin 1. The record is from RefSeq and is a predicted model, not a curated record. The transcript is spliced from 4 exons. Gene Ontology annotation, biological process: intracellular calcium ion homeostasis. Gene Ontology annotation, cellular component: extracellular region. Gene Ontology annotation, molecular function: hormone activity. The coding region runs from base 749 to 1522 and encodes 257 amino acids. Lineage: Eukaryota; Metazoa; Chordata; Actinopteri; Syngnathiformes; Syngnathidae.
UGGGUGGAUGGAUGGAUGAAUGCUGGAGUGGGGAUGAUGGAUGGAGGGAUGAAUGGACUGAUCGAUAAAUUAAAAUUACGACUGCUGUGGCGGAGUGAGGGAAAAAUCCCUCAAAGAUGAAGGAAAAGCAACGCACACAAAAAAAAAAAAAAAGCCGCCCUCGCCAAUAAAAACUCCCUCAGAUAGACUCUCCCGCAAACUUCUCGUAGCAAGUGCGAACAGGAGAGUGGCUGUAAAUUCUUUUCUUCCAUCUCCCCUUCCUGUAAAACGAGCGGCUUUCCCGAUACGCGUGUCCAUGUAGUGCCGGUAUCUUGAUGAUGACUUCGCCCGUCAUAAAAAAGAUGAAUGCAUCGUUUUUCCCGAUGGACGUCGUGAUGAAUAACUAACGUGGAUUUUUUCCCCUUUUUUUUUUUUUGUAAUCAAUUAGUAGUGGAGCGGUGCAGGAGUCGAUCCUUGAAGGCAGCCUCGUGAUUGGCGCAGGCGUCCAGCUCGUGGCGUUCCCAGCUCCUAUAUAAAGCCGAGCGAACCGAAACUCGGACUGAGCAUCGGUGCCGUCUUGCCUGACAUGCGAGUCCAAAGCACAGUGAGGGAGUAGCGCAGCCUUGUAAAAGAGCAGCCUCACUCCUCGUUCAUUUCUUUCCAUUCAGCCCUCCUUCCUCUUUUCUUUCCUCUUCUUCUUAUUUUGAAUUACUCGCGGAGGCUCGGCCGUCUCUUUGCGAUCACUUGUGACAUCUUCGCCGGGGAGACGAUGCCUCUGAGGACGGGACUUUUCCUCCUGAUGCUGCUCAACGCAUCUGCAUACGAGCUGGAUCAAAACGAGUCCUAUCCGUCCAGGAGAGCACGCUUCUCGGCCAACAGCCCUUCAGAUGUGGCGCGCUGUCUCAACGGUGCCCUCCAAGUUGGCUGCGGGGCCUUCGCCUGCCUGGAAAACUCAACGUGCGACACAGAUGGCAUGCAUGACAUCUGCAAGUCCUUCCUGUACAGUGCUGCUAAAUUUGACACUCAGGGUAAAGCAUUUGUGAAAGAGAGCCUUAAGUGCAUUGCCAAUGGCGUCACCUCCAAGGUGUUCCCGACCAUCCGUCGCUGCUCCACAUUCCAAAGAAUGAUAUCCGAAGUCCAAGAGGAGUGCUACAGCAAACUGGAUAUCUGCACGGUCGCCCGGACCAAUCCAGACGCUAUCGGCGAGGUGGCUCAGCUAACGUGUUUUUAUGGCCUCAGGUUCUACGGGAGGCUGCUGCAGAGCCUGAUGGACUGUGACGAGGACACGGUGGAGCGCGUCAGGGCCAGCAUGGUGUCUCGGAUGGGCCCGGAGAUGACCAUGCUGAUACAGCUCCUGCAGAACAAACCGUGCGCGUCCACGGCCGAGGCGGCGGCCGCCGCCGCCACCCCGACCGGAGCGGAGGCUCGCGGGAGCUGGCGCUGGUCCGUGGGACCCCCUAUGUACAAGAUCCAGCCUAAUCUGCGAAACAGAGACCCUGCCGGUCAUUUUGGCAAAAAGCGCUCAGCCAGUGACAGCUCCUAACUUCUUCUUUGCACUCCAAGUCCGAAUCGCUCCUCUAUUCCCUCGGGGUGACCCCAUUCAUUCCCCCACUCGUCUGGGAGUUAUACAAAUAUGCACCUCCAGGGAAUGCUGGACCGCCCCGAGAGUUGAUUCGAUUGUUGCUAUAUUGUAUAUCCAACGUUUAAGGCUUGAGAGAUCCCUCCACCCACCCCCCUCCAUCCAUCACUCCCGCAGCCUUGUUCACUCUUCAUCUCCUCCAGAUGAGAUGAAUCCUUAAAAGGUCUUCAUGCCAAGUACAAAAAAAGAAGAAAAAAAAAACAGCCAUUGUGGUUUCUAUCUCUAGAGUAGGGGUUUCUCAAACUUCUAAGGGAGAAGAGCCCCCCCCCCCUUAAAAUUCCAAUGCCAUUUAAAACUAACGACCAUGUGUGUUAAAUGCCAUACAAAGUAAAAAAAUUGCCUAUUUUUGAGAACAAAUGUCAUAAUAGGAGAAUUUUUUUU